Molecule: messenger RNA, 1533 nt
Organism: Staurois parvus
Lineage: Eukaryota; Metazoa; Chordata; Amphibia; Anura; Ranidae
Source: the annotation of a GenBank genome assembly
AUGGAAAGAUCACCAGAGUGGAUCCUUCUUCUCUUCUUGCUCAGCCUUGGCCAUGGCUUCCCCCCAUGGGAGGACAGAAAUGCUCUGAUAGAAAAAGAGAACAGUCGCCGGGUUGGCGGCAGCAUCAUCUUUGGAGAGAGAGAAAAAGAAGCCAACAGAAAUCUGAUGAGGAUUAAAUCAGAUGAAAUGAGUCAGGCGGCUGCCACAGGAGUCUUUCCUCCCAGCAUGCACUUUUUCAAGGCCCGGAGACUUAUACAGCAGAGCAAAGUAUUUAAGAUUCUAAGAAAGAUGCCAAAAGGGGGUGCACUUCAUUUGCAUGAUUUUGCAAUUGUAAGUGUUGAUUGGCUGGUGAAAAAUGCAUCAUAUCUACCAGACUGUUAUAUUUGUUUUACUGGCUCAGCAGUGAGGUUCAUUUUCUCCAAACCAUCUCCAGUGGGCCAGCUGCUAUCAGGCUGUUCAGAUUGGCAGCUGCUGGAGACAUAUAGGAAGACCAUGCCAGAUGUCACUGAGUUUGAUAACAGCCUGAUCAGGAACCUGACUCUGCUAACGGACACUCCAGAACUAGAUUAUCCCACCCAGGAUGUGAUCUGGCGCAGGUUCGAGGGUGCUUUCAUUGCUGCAGGUGGCCUCAUUUGCUAUGCUCCAGUCUUCAAAGCUUAUAUAUAUGAGAGUCUGCAAGAGCUCUACGAGGAUGGCAUUCAGUACCUUGAGCUGCGAACCAUGCUGCUACCGGUAUAUGAGCUGGACGGUACAAUUCAUGACCCCUCCUGGCUAGUGGACACCUACAGAGAUGUGGCCAGGCAGUUCAUGAACACUCACCCGGACUUCAUGGGGCUAAAGAUCAUUUAUACAGUUCACAGACACGAGGAUGUUUCUAAAGUGAAGGAUGCUAUUCACACUGCGAUUCAGCUGAUAUCUGACUUCCCUGACACCUUUGCCGGCUUUGAUUUGGUUGGCCAAGAAGAUGCAGGCCAUUCACUCUACCAACUUCGAGAUGCUCUCAACAUCCCCAGCCAGAAAGGUUUUACCCUGCCUUACUUUUUCCACGCUGGAGAAACUAGCUGGUUAGGCAUGGAUGUGGACCAGAAUGUCCUGGAUGCCCUGCUGCUGAACACAUCGAGAAUCGGGCAUGGGUAUGCCCUCCUAAAACAUCCAGUGGCCCGAGAGAUGUCACUAAAGAUGAAUGUCCCCCUUGAAAUCUGCCCUAUCUCCAACCAGGUCCUUCUCUUGGUGUCUGACCUUCGCAACCACCCAGCAGCUGCCCUCCUGGCUGAUGGCCACCCACUGGUCAUCAGCUCUGAUGACCCAUCUGUCUUUGGAGCCCAAGGAUUGUCAUAUGACUUUUAUGAGGUGUUCAUGGGGUUUGGGGGGAUGGAGGCUGAUCUGAAGACUCUCAAACAACUGGUACUGAACUCAAUCAACUACAGCUCAUUGUCUGCGGAGGAGAAGGAUAAGUUCAUGGAAAUGUGGCAGAAGAACUGGGACAAGUUCAUUGAAGAUUUAGCCAGUGAAACCUGGGGUGACAGCCAGUAG